Molecule: messenger RNA, 1083 nt
Organism: Zasmidium cellare ATCC 36951
Lineage: Eukaryota; Fungi; Ascomycota; Dothideomycetes; Mycosphaerellales; Mycosphaerellaceae
Exons: 3
Coding region: 1-1083 (360 amino acids)
Source: RefSeq, a predicted model, not a curated record
AUGUUGAAACUGCACAACAUGCUGCCCUUCAGAUCACAAUCCAUUGGCCUGGCUCUGUUGAGCCUGAGUGUCGCCGCGUUCGCAGACGGCCUCACGCAGACGUACUGCUCCACGCAGAACACUGGGUCCGACUUCAGUGCUGUGAACAAUAUAUACCAGUCCAAUGGCGCCUGCUACACCGCAUGUAACGACCAGCAGUACGCUUUUGCCAUUGUGCAAUGGCAGAACUGCUGGUGCUCGAACUACAUCCCGGCUUCGCAAGACGACACGAGUAAUUGCAGCGAAAACUGCCCUGGAUAUCCCCAAGAACAAUGUGGUAAUCAAGACGGUGGCUAUUACGGCUACGUAGCGCUCCCUCGCGCUGCAUCAGGAACUGCUGGGGCAUCAAGUGCGAGCAGCACACCACAGCCGGUGAGUACAAGACGAAGCGACCCGACUCCUGUCACCAGCGUUAUCAUGACAACGAUUUCUGGAUCGAUCGUAACACAAACUGUCACGAGCACACCGGUCGUUGCAUCAGGCUCUCACUCAGACCAAAUCCCUCUCGAGCAACAGCACAGCGGACUUGGAUCAGGUGCCAUUGCUGGCAUCGUCAUUGGCACACUCGCCGGUGUUGCUCUCCUCCUGGCAGCCGCGUUCUUCCUCUGGCGACGAAAGCGCAUGAGUGAUCGCGACGCCGAGAACAGCACUUCUGGUGGCUCCAAAAAGAGCAUGACGCGAAACGUCAGUGUCCUCAGCAAGGCAGGACUUCUCGCUCGCAAUCGUCCUAGCAUGGGCGAACGAGACCACGACGACUCGUUCUACGUGACACCACCGACUGGCCAGAAUAGUGUUCGACAUUCAAUGCUGUUUGCCGGCGCAGAAGGUGUCAGUCCAGUCAGCCCACUGGACAGCAGCCACUCCAAUGAUAGUGGAAAGUCUGCUCGAGUCUACGACCAACGGCUCAAUCCAUCCGCGCUCUUCGCCAACCACGAAAAUGGAAGUCGAAUCUCGAUGCAAGACCAACAGGACUACUCGCGGCCACUGGGUGUCACCAACCCGGAUCCCCGAGCAUCGUUCGACUCGCGCCUCAGCCGCGGAUAG